This is a messenger RNA of Seriola aureovittata, 4642 nucleotides long. It is a transcript of the gene apbb3, whose product is annotated as amyloid beta (A4) precursor protein-binding, family B, member 3. NCBI's taxonomy places the organism in Eukaryota, Metazoa, Chordata, Actinopteri, Carangiformes, Carangidae. Bases 409 to 1857 code for a protein of 482 amino acids. Gene Ontology annotation, molecular function: transcription factor binding; amyloid-beta binding. Gene Ontology annotation, biological process: regulation of DNA-templated transcription. The record is from RefSeq and is a predicted model, not a curated record. Gene Ontology annotation, cellular component: cytoplasm; nucleus. The transcript has 12 exons.
GGGAGAGAGGGAGAGGAGGAAAACAGCAUCCUUCAUCAGACAGAGAGGAGAACGAGAGAGGACGAGUGAGAGGAGGGACAAAUGAGAGGAGAGAGAGAAAACGCCGGGACGGAGAGAAAAUAAAGAAGAAGAAGAAGAAAAAGACUGAUGGUGUCGACUGAGAGAGGGACAGACGGAGGGACGAGAGACCCUGAGAUAGACAGAGAGACAGAGAGAGAGAGAGAGAGGGACGAGCAGGAGGCUUUAACAUCUGUCAUCUGGGCCUGUGUGUGUGUGUGAGAGUGUGUGUGUGUGUGUGUGUGAGAGUGUGUGUGUGUGAGAGUGUGUGUGUGAGAGAGUGUGUGUGUGAGAGAGUGUGUGUGUGUGUGAGAGUGUGUGUGUGUGUGAGAUAAGCUGAUUGGAACACACAUGUUGGAGGGCGGAGCCAUGAUGGGCAAGGAUUACAUGUUGGCCAUCAUCAUAGUCAACUAUGACGACAACAUCUGGACUGACCAGAACCUGCUGCUGGACCCAGACCUCCCCUCUGGCUGGAGAACCAUCAAAGACUCAACAGGAACCUACUACUGGCAUGUUCCCACUGGCGCCACCCAGUGGCAACACCCCCGCCUCACUGGGAUGCCUCAGCCUGUCGACACACAGCAGGAGGAAGCUGGACAGCAGAGUUCCAACAGACAGACAGACGGCCCACCUGAGGACAGGUCGUCAUGGCAUGAAGAUUAUGUCUCCAGCCACGACCCUGACUCCAAGUGUUUUGCGGUGCGUUCACUGGGCUGGCUGCAGGUGGAGGAGGAGGACCUGUCUCCAGGUCGCAGCAGUCUCGCUGUCAGUAACGUCAUCCAGCAGCUGUCUCACUGCAGCAGCCCCGAGCAGAGAGACAGGCUGGGAGCCUCAGGGGAGGGUCGGGAGAUGAUGCUGGUUCUGAAGAAAGACACUUUGAGCUUGUUGGACCCAUUAGACCACACCCCCCUCCACUGUCAACCAAUCAUCAACAUCCGUGUCUGGGGGGUGGGCUGCAACAACGGCAGGGACUUUGCCUUCGUGGCGGGAGAUAAGGACAGCUGUGUGCUGAAGUGUCACGUGUUUCGCUGCGACGCUCCAGCCAAAGCCAUCGCCAGCGCUCUACAUGAGAUGUGCUCCAAGAUGAUGUCAGAGAAGACGCUGAUGAGGCCGUCUCGCUCUCUGACCAUGGAGAGCAUCUCACCUGAAGACUUGCCCAGACAAGUUGAGUUUCUGGAGGCUGUUCGGCAGCAGGUCCAGAAGUUCGAGGUCCAGUACAUUGGUAACCUGCCGGUGUCCAGAGCCAUGGGUAUGGAGGUGUUGAACCGAGCCAUCGAGAGCAUCAUGAACUCCACAGACAGAGACGACUGGGAGCCGACGGUGAUCCACGUCACUGACAACGUCCUGUCUCUGUGGAAGGGAGAGGAGGGGGAGGAGCCGUUCUGGGAGUGUCAGGUACGAUUCCUCACCUUUCUGGGCGUCGGCCACGACUGCCACACCUUCGCCGUGAUCGUCGAUGGCGGCACGCAGAGAUUUGAGUGUCAUGUGUUCUGGUGUGAACCGGACGCAGGAAUCCUCUCCGAGGCCGUCCAGGCUGCAUGUAUGGUUCAGUAUCAGAAGUGUCUGGUGGCUCAGACUCCUCCUCCGAGGUCCAAGUCGUGGCGUGCGAACCCGUCAAAGGUCAAACGGGCCAACUCCAUGGACGGUGCAGCUUUCCCUCCUCUUACGUCCCGUUACCAUGGCGGCAGUGGCUCCACCAUGCUGACGCCAAGGAUAACGAAGGGCAACAGCAGAAGCGUGAGGAAGGGGAUGAUGGCGUUCUUCGAAACCUUUCGCAACAAGCAGACUGCUACCUCCUAAUGACGGGGGCGGGGCCAUCAGAGCUAUACGUCAGCAGAGGUGGGACUCCAGGUGGCCUCCAGUCCUCCAGGACUGAAACACACAAAAACCAUGACGGCGAGGACACGGUCCAGACCCACACCUCAGUGACUGAACUCAUGGCUCUGGUGGUCUGACCUUCACAUCACCAGCGACGCCAACACGACCACAGUCGCCUCGUUUCCUGUUUGUCAGACCAGAGACACACCUGAACCGCUCGUCACCAUGUUAGUCUCACCUGAGCUGCCACGCAGUCCAGGUCUCUGGGGUGAACAGCAUGAAGGUCAGGUGACUAGACGACGUCUGAGGACACAGAGGACGGCUCAGUGAGACCUCAGACCUGUGGACCUGGACAACGAGGUCCAGAACGGUCGUCUGUGUUCGACUCUAAGAUCUGUGUCUCAAACCAGGUACUUCAGGUACUGCACACAGGUAGUCCUCUGUGUACACUCUCCACUCAUGUAGUACUCUGUACACACUAUACUCACAUGUAGUACUCUGUGUACACUCUACACUCAUGUAGUAUUCAGUACACACUAUACUCACAUGUAGUACUCUGUGUACACUCUACACUCAUGUAGUACUCUGUAUACUCACAUGUAGUACUCUGUACACACUAUACUCACAUGUAGUACUCUGUGUACACCCUAUACUCAUGUAGUACUCUGUACACACUAUACUCACAUGUAGUACUCUGUAUACUCACAUGUAGUACUCUGUACACACUAUACUCACAUGUAGUACUCUGUAUACUCACAUGUAGUACUCUGUACACACUAUACUCACAUGUAGUACUCUGUAUACUCACAUGUAGUACUCUGUGGAACAGACAGGGAAGCGAAGGAACCGAGCAGCUGAUCAAAUGUUCAGUAUGGAGGUGACAAACUGACCAACGGCCUAAAGUUCACGUAUAUCACACUGCACGUUCACAGCUACACUGCUAACUAGCUGCUAACUAGCUGCUAACUAGUUAACUCUCUCUCUCUCCCCCUGAUGUCACACAGAGAUGAUAAAUUAGCAUCAUUAGCUCGUUUACUUGCUGCUGCUGCCUCUUAAUGUUUAGUUUAAACACACGUGUAUGUCAGAGAGGUAGAAGCUGAGUGAAUCUCACUGUCGCUUCUCACCAGUCAAACAUCACACGGUUAUCUUCAAGGCGCAUGCGUGAACCUCGGAGUUCGGCUGCCGUCCUCUCCUCCUGACGAGCUCCGGAAAACAGAACCCAGAAGCAAAAACUCCCUGUGACGUCUGACAGUGUAGCACUCUGCUGUCGCGCACUCACCGGAAAUGCACGUGACCACGGCUGUUUCCCGCCCGGCGGCUGCUUUACUCACUUGACUUAAAAUGAUCGUUUUACUUUCCCGUGUCACGAGACGUGGAAAUUCUGCCGCUAUCUGCGCCAUCGUCGUGUCCUCCUUCCUCUGCCGUCAUUCUCACAAGUUUGAAAAUACGUAAGUGGCCCCUCCCCUUCUGCUACGGAGCCAAGAUGGCGACCGUUAGAGUGAGAAGUGUUGAGUGAACCAGCUCUGUGAGUUGUGAAGUACGUGGAUUGAGACACAGCUGAGUUAGCUUUAGUCCAAUAUCUUAAUGUUCAUGUUAGAGAAGCCCUGAAACAACCCUCCAACAUAACCUCCCUGACCUCUGACCCCUGACCUCUGACCCCUGACCUCCCUUCAAAAGAGUGAAACUUAGAGACAAGAUAGAGAAGAGAAGCAUCGUCACUGGACGUCAGACAUGUAUCCUGUAUGUACUCGCUUCAAGCUUCAUAUGUAGAGAUUUAAUCGUCAGGUUUUAAAGCUGCAGUGACGCAUUGUGACCAGGAGAGGGCAGAAAGACCAACGAUGUAACGCUUAUCCACCUACCUGUUUAUUUUUCCAUGUUCAGGUCACAUGACGGGAGGUGGUGAUGUAACAGGUGUCCAUGGUUAUAGCUGUUCACACGAUAAAAAUACAGGAAAAAUACAAUCUGAGAUUUCAAUAAAGUUUAAUGUUAGAAAAAUAAAGUUUAAUCAGGAGGAAAAGUUGUCACAUUUUGAACAAGUAACAUUUUGAGAAUACAGUCAUUCUGAAGCAUAUCAUUAUUAGAGGGUUAUUAUUAAUAUUUAUUAAGGAAUAAAAUCUUAAUAUUGAGAAAAAGUGAAGAAAAAAGAAAAAUAAAGUCAUGAUGUUUCAGACAGAGUCAUAUUUUAAAGACAUUUUAAAGAACUUUCUUCUUGAAUGUAACAACUUUAUUCAGGUUGGUGUUUUUUAAAGACGCUCCGUCCUGGUCAAACACAUUUACAAAGACAAACAGAGGGUGGAGCUGAUGUAGUGGAGAUGGAGAUGUUUACCAUCCAAACAACAGUUAAGGAGCAGUCACACACUUCUGUUAUGUAAGAGCUCCCAAACGCCUCCUGAGGAGGUCAGUGAACACACCACAAACACACCCACGUUUACUUCAGUUUAUUUUAGUGAACGUCAACGACAGUUUGACACUCUGCCGUUUUUGCAUGGACAGCAUGGAGAGUCAUUGAACGUAUCCUGGAAACCAUUUCUUACAGAGCAGCAACUUUACUGUAUCAACGUGUUACUGAAUGUACAGCUGGACGUGAUGUUCACGAACACAACACUGAGUGUAACACAGUGUCAACAGCUGCGUCCUGAUUGGCCGGAGCACCUGUAGCUAGGAGCUUCAGGGUCAGUCCAGUGUCUUCAUGUCUGUAGAUCUGCAGAAAGAGAAAUCAAUGAUGUCAGUAAAUGAACCAAAAAGUCAAAUAAACAACAGAAACAUG